CUCCUUCACAUUCCAGCUGUGUGUAGUGUAGUUGAGGUUCAAACGACACCACCGAACAAAUGUGUUCACUUGUACCAGGAGUUUCGGUGUGAAGGGAUCUCAGUUGUGGAGCCUGACCGGACCGAGCAUCGAGCUGAACACCGACCACGGAGGAGUUUCUGUCACGGAGGAGGACAGAAAACCCGGAUGAGAAGCUGCCGGAGUGUCCGGAGCUGCUGCUUCUGCUCAGGUGAUGGCGCCCACGCGGAUGAAGCUGCGCGUGCGUCGCCGUGACAAUGCUGUUGGGGGUUCAGGUGUGGCCACAGGGAGCGGUCAGCCUGAAGAAGAAGAAGAAGGGAGGAAUCGAGAAAGUGGAGGUGGGCGAAGCAGUAGGCGGAAGAGUGCCCCGGCGGCUCCCUCAUCAUCUCCUCCCACAUCCUCAGCCGCCGCCUCGGCAAGGGCUGCACUUGCUGCAGAGGAGGCAUCGCCUGACUCAAAGUGUCCAAUCUGUCUUGACCGUUUCAACAAUUUGGCGUACCUGGACCGUUGUCUGCACCGCUUCUGCUUCCCCUGCAUCCAGGAGUGGUCUCACAACAAGGCUGAGUGCCCGUUGUGCAAACAGCCCUUUGCCUCUAUCCUGCACUCUGUCCGCGCUGAGGACGACUUUAAGGAGUACACGCUGCACCCGCCACCCGGCAACGGCAGUGUGGCCGCCACCGUCGCCAUGGUGGCAGCAAUGGCAGCAAGGAGUGAGCACCAGAUAAGGCUGAUGCUACGGAGGCACCGGGCAGCGGAUGGCAGUGAGGCAACUGCAAGGAGACGCAGGCGGGAGCGUGGAAGCUGGCGAGCGGAGCAGCCAGGUGUCUGGGAGUGGUACCUUGACUCACCCCCUCUUCAUCUCCCUCCUUUUCCUCAGCAGCCCGCUGCCUCUCCACUUGUGGACAGUGAGGAUGGAGAAGGUGUGGAGGAGCAGAGGAGGGGUGGAACUGAUGUCGCAGAGCGUGGAGUCAUAUUUGAAGGCUUGACGGGCCUUGGUGGGGCAGCGGCUCCUUUGUCAAUCAAUGACCGAGCAUCUCGAAGGCUCAUGACCCGUCUGGCGGCGAGGCAGCGGCUACAGCGAGAAGGUGGGACUGUGCGGCGGCUGAGGGAGCGGGAGACAGUUGCAUUCCGUCGUGCCCUGUACCGCAGCGGCAUAUGGGUCUGUGGUGUUGCCAUGGGCUACCAGGGGCAGCAGCAGCGUGACAUCACAGCUGAGAGUUUCCGCCGCAACCCUGCCCACCUGAACAGACUCCGCCCUUGGCUGCGUCGGGAGCUCACAGUGCUGUACGGUGCCCACAACUCGCUGGUCAGCAUUGUCCAGCGCAUCAUCAUGGCACGACUCGCCCGGCACGGUCUGGAGGACACACCCACCAUAGAAGAAGAGCUGCGGCCCUUCCUUCUUGCCCGCACCGACCAUUUCCUGCAUGAGCUGGUGAACUUUGCCCGCUCGCCGCUCAGCCUGGACAGCUACGACCUGCAGGCGGUAUACGAGCCACCAGCCACCGCCAUGGAGCUGGAUGGUGUGGAGAGCUCCUCCGACAGCAGCUCCGUCAUCGCAAUUUCGGAGGGCGAGGAGGAGAUGGAAGAGGAGCGGGAGGCUGCAGCAGAGGGAAGGCUGGAACCGAGCUCAACUCAGGCAGACGUGGACGAUGUCAUCCAGACUGGAAGCUGUCUGAGUCUAACGGCAUGGGACGAUGAGACGCCAGGCCCCUCCUACUCCAGCGCUGAGCCGUCAUGCUUGUUUAGCCCCGCCCCUCAGGAGGGAGCCAGUGAAGAGCGAGUGGAGAAGCAGCAGCAGAUGGAGGGGGAGGAAGAGGAGGAAGAGUGUCUUAUUGUUGGGUACAAGAAACCCAUUGCUGAGCGCACGCCGGAGUUGGUCCAGUUGUCCUCCGACACCGAAGAAGAGAAGCAGCAGCAGGAGGAGGAGGAGAAAAAAAAAGAGGAGGAGAAAACGGAGGCUCCACCCCUCACUUACGUACCCACAAUCCCUCCCUCCACGUCAGGCGCCUUCAGAGAGGAGAGAGUGGGCGCUCGUGCUCGGUCAUGGUCAGGCAGCUCCGGCCGAAGCCACAACUCAAGCAAACGGCGGCGAGAUGGAGAGAGAAAGCACCCAAGUGGUGAAGCAGUGAGGAGGAAGAGGGAACAGAGGAGGAAGAAGAGGAGGAGUCCUAGGAGGAGGCAGGAGAAGAGCGGCACACUGUACAACCCAAACCGCUCCAUCUUCCCCGCUGCCAUGCUCCGCCACUCGCGCUCGCCCUCACCCUUCGACUCCAGCGUCGGGUCCAGCUGUCCGGACUCUGACUGGGAAUACUCCCACGUGUCUCCUCUCAUCUCGUCUCCAUCUUUGCCUUCCCGCUCCUCCUCUUCCUUCUCAUCCUCACCGCUGCCUUCACCGCUGCCUCCACAAACACCGGCAACGCCUUCCGACGUCCACAGCAUCGAAAAGCCUGGAGGAAAGAGGAAAUACAAGAGCCGGCACCUGGACAGCAACGACAGAGACCCGACAUGGAAGCCGAGUGGUAGCCAACGGAGGGAGAGAAAGGAGAAGAGGAGGAGGGAUGACAGGAGGAGGAGGGAUCCCCAACGGGAAAGUGGUGGAUACAAUGCUGAUAGCAGGAGAGACAGAGAGGAGCGGAGUCCCAGUGUGGAGAUUAUCUAUGAAGGCACCAUCACCUCUGACACACAACCACAUACCAGGAAGCGCCGCAGGAAACGUCGCCGUAGGGCAGCACAGAACAGCUCUCCAGUUAUCAUCACACUGGACAGCGACAGCAGCCAGGAUGAUGUCAUCGACAAACCGAGCAGCAGCUGCAGCAGUCCAUUCAGCAGCCAGCAGACGAUUGACUUUUCUGACCUUCCCCCUCUGCCAUUGGUGCACUCCACUGGUGUGGGCGGGGCUUUGGACGCUGAAAUCGGUGAGCUUCCCGUUGACAUCCUGGACAGGGGGUCCGACAGGUCGGAGACAGAGCCGGCAUGUCAGUCUAAGGUUUCUGACCCAAUCAGUGUUGACAACAGCGAUGACAGCGAUGCAGACGUGGAUGUGGAGAGGCUGGACAACCCGGGGCUCUCAGAUGGACCAAUCAAAGUUCAAGUAGAUGGUCGCUCACAUGCAGUUGGAGGCAGGCCUGCGUCCCUGAACAGAACAGAUCUUCCAUCAGACAGACGCCUGUUAGCAACCAUUUUGAAUGAUCUAGAAGGACUUGCAGUGCCAAAAUGUGACCGCUUGAACUCAGAGCCUGGGUGUCAUUCACCUGAUGCAAAAUCAAAGCCUGUGGGCGGGACUUUGUCAUUUGAGUCCACACAGCCUUUUGUUGACAAAGCUCAACAACCGGACCUCCCGUUGUCACUGCCUGCUCUUCACAGGGAUGCCCCCCCACUCCUCAAACAGACCAGCCCUGUACGUUCAUACAACAGAAACACACCACCGCCAUUAAAACACAAAGAUGACUCCGCCCACAGCGAUAACCCAGCUGAACCGGGCAGCAGAGGCCCCCCAGCGAACUCCCAAACCACCAUACUACCCUCCUCUGUUUCCUGCAGUUUGACAAGUGUUGCAUUCCCUCCCGCACCUAAUCCACCUCCUGUGAACUCCUGCACACAGAGUCCAGAUCUGAGUCCACAUCCCACAGAGUCUACCUCGGGUGGUCUUAGGAGUUUCCGCCCGGCCUCCUGUCCGGUUUCACCCGUAGACCUCCAUCCCGCCAGCAGUACGGCAGCAGGAAGUGACGCUUUCUCAGGAGUCAGCACAUCUGACACGUCACCCGCCGAGUCCAGAACUCAGACUCCGCCCACACCCACCAACUCUGAGUUUGCCACUAAUGUUGGUGUGAACCUAAACUCUCGCGUUGAUCCACUACUGAUCAAUCACAGCGACCGCUCUCCUCACCUGAACUGUGACCCCACCCUCCCACCCCUAGGACUCCGCCCCCGUUCCCCUGACGCACACUUGAACCACACCGGCCUCUCUCUCGAACCCGCCACUGCUGUGACCUGCUCCACGGAUCCAGAUUCCAAAAACCCUCAGAGAGACGUCCAGCUUCUCCAAUAGGGCUCCAACUCAUCCACUCCCACUCACAAAAUUCCUGAAAAAACAGACUUGAUUUUUCCCUUCCACUGUUCCCCUUGGUUAAACUGUUUAUUUAAACUGUAAUGUGUUUAAAAUUCACCGCUGUUUGUAUGUGAGCCAAAAAAACUGACUUUUUUGGAGGAAAUAUUGAUUGAAGUAUUUAACUUUUUCUAUUUUUUUAAUAAAAAAAAAAUAAACUUUUGUAUGCAGAGGGGCAUCGAUACAAUUGUUGAGUAAAUGUAAAAUUUCAGUAAGAGUUUGCUUUUUAAAGUUGGUUUUAAAAAACAGGUUAUUAUUUAUCUCCGUUAAAAUGAUAAAUAUUGACAUUUUUUGUUUUCAAAUAAUGCACUAGCAGAAAUAAAUCAAUAAGAUGCAGAUAUUCAAUCCAAUCAUUCAUGGAGGAAUGCUACAAUUAAGGGUAAGAUAAAUUCUAGAUAUGUGUUUGUACACAUUCUGUAGGGAAGAUUUAUGAUUAAAGAAAACCCAAAUAAAGCUUUGGUGAGUGU
Messenger RNA from Sphaeramia orbicularis (orbiculate cardinalfish), 4590 nucleotides. Its product is annotated as E3 ubiquitin-protein ligase Topors-like. The transcript has 7 exons. The coding region runs from base 233 to 4066 and encodes 1277 amino acids. Gene Ontology annotation, molecular function: ubiquitin protein ligase activity; metal ion binding. Lineage: Eukaryota; Metazoa; Chordata; Actinopteri; Kurtiformes; Apogonidae. The record is from RefSeq and is a predicted model, not a curated record. Gene Ontology annotation, biological process: protein monoubiquitination; protein polyubiquitination.